This is a messenger RNA of Scatophagus argus, 4075 nucleotides long. It is a transcript of the gene crkl, whose product is annotated as v-crk avian sarcoma virus CT10 oncogene homolog-like. The record is from RefSeq and is a predicted model, not a curated record. Lineage: Eukaryota; Metazoa; Chordata; Actinopteri; Scatophagidae. Gene Ontology annotation, biological process: positive regulation of ERK1 and ERK2 cascade. Gene Ontology annotation, molecular function: protein binding. The transcript has 3 exons. Bases 946 to 1866 code for a protein of 306 amino acids.
AGCGGGACCUGCCCUCCCGUCGCCAUUUUUCGGUCUUGUACUCGUACUUCUGGUUGCUCGGGUGAGGGGGGGGACGAGCAGAAUUAAGGGAAAGUAUAAAAUAUAGAAUCGCUAAGCCGGUAUGCCUGUCUGGAAUGCACGCGAGAGUAACGGUAUAGCAUAACGGAAGUGCUCCUGAGAUGCACGCGCAGGACACAAGCAGUUGCUGUGAAAUAUUUUUUUUGUGUGAAGACGUGUUGCGAGCCGCCAUUUUUUUGCUCUGCUGCCCCUGAAGUCUGCUCUGACUCGAGAAAGGGGAUUCAGAAACGCAAUUCCAUGACGUGUGCCUUAUCGUAAGAACAAGAAGAGACAAACUAACGUUAAUCAUUUGGUUUCCGACCCGGGGCUACUGGCAACCUUUUGCAGACAUGUGGAAUUAACAGAUGAAAAACUGAGGCCACCUUUUCCGUUCUCGUAACUGACACUGACUGGAGGAGAUAAAUUAUUAGAAGAGAAGCCUGGUGUUUUCUCGGAAGGCGGAAAGAAAAAGGGAAGCUUCGUUGAUCAUUUGUAGCUUCGGUCUCCGUCGAUGUUUGUCUCAAGUUUUUGUUGUUUUUGUUUUAUUUUUGCAUUUUGGCUUUUCAAACCAUCACUCAGCCACUGACUGCUGAACACUGGAACCACAUUAUGCUCCGAAGUUGAAUUAAGCCAGUCGCAGCCUCUCUCUGAAAACGUCAGGUUGUUUUUGUUAUUAUUAUUAUUUUGUUAACCCGAAGUCUUUGGAGCCGUGGAAAACGUGGAAAACCUCUCGGGGCGACGAAUGCCCUGCCCUACAUCUUCAAAAUCCUCCAAUUUGCUGUGAUUGGUUAAUUCCAACCACGCAUACACAUUGUAACUUAUUAUCUAGUUUGUUUUGUAUUUUUCUUUUUCUUGUUUAUAGACUGAUAACUUAUUUUUUAAACAGAAAUGUCAACUGCUCGGUUUGAUUCAGCUGAUCGGUCCGCCUGGUAUUUUGGACCUGUGUCACGACAAGAGGCACAGAAUAGGUUACAAGGACAGAGACAUGGCAUGUUUCUUGUUCGAGACUCGUCGACCUGCCCCGGCGACUACGUGCUGUCAGUGUCUGAAAACUCCAAAGUUUCUCACUAUAUCAUCAACUCUUUGCCCAGCAAAAGGUUUAAGAUAGGCGACCAAGAGUUUGAGCACCUUCCUGCCCUCCUGGAGUUCUACAAAAUUCACUACCUGGAUACGACCACGCUGAUAGAGCCAGCCCCCAGGUACCCAAGCACAGUGAGUUGUCCCAUCCAGCCUGUUGGUGGCCCAGAGGAGAAUGUGGAGUAUGUGCGGACUCUUUACGACUUCACUGGUAGCGAUGCAGAGGAUCUUCCCUUCAAGAAAGGGGAGAUCCUUAUCAUCUUGGAGAAGCCAGAGGAGCAGUGGUGGAGCGCCAAGAGUAAAGAGGGACGUGUUGGAAUGAUCCCUGUGCCCUAUGUCGAGAAAUUGGUACGACCUUUACCUCACCCUGGUCAACCCUCCCUUGGAUCUCGCAACUCCAACAGUUAUGGAAUCCCUGAGCCCUCCCACACCCUUGUCCAUGCCUAUGCUCAGCCCCAGACACCAUCGCCGUUGCCCCCUGGCACACCUGGAGCAGUUAUCACUCCUCUACCAUCCAUACAGAACGGCCCCGUCAUGGCAAAGGCUAUCCAGAAAAGAGUACCAUGCGCCUAUGAUAAAACAGCUCUCGCUCUAGAGGUUGGUGACAUCGUUAAGGUUACACGGAUGAACAUCAGUGGUCAGUGGGAGGGAGAGGUGAAUGGACGAAGGGGCCUCUUCCCGUUCACCCAUGUCAAAAUCAUAGACCCCCAGAAUCCGGAUGAGAGUGACUGACCUAAGAGUUCGACCACAAUCUCUCGCCAGUAUCGACCUGUACCUGAAUGUGCUGGCUGUCUCCACCUUUUCCCGCCAGUGUCACCGGUCGGCUACGUGCUUGCCUGCUUGGGGCUGUACAAUAGCAACCCCUCUGUUGUUGCCAACCAUUGCAAGGCUUUCUGACUGUUUACAGCUUUGGACAUUGGAUCCAAACUAAAAACCUGUCCCCACUUUUCCCAGGUCCCUUUGCCAUGUCUUGGUUCCAGGCUGGGCAGUGUUGCAUUAGUGUCCUUUUCAUUUCCAGACCACUGGGCAUCAGUGUGAGUGUGUAUGUGUGUGCGCAUGUAUAAGUGCAUGUGUGUGUAUGUGUGUGUGUUCACAGUUGAUAUUUACCCCAUUUCAUCACAACAGGUCUUUAUUUUUAUUUGCUUCUCUGAAUAUUUGUCAUGUUUUAAGUCUUGGAAACUUUAGAACGUGUUGGUGUGUGUUUGUUUUGUUGAUGUGAGGAUAUUUGUACGAAGUAGGGAAAAGCAAUAUCCCUAUGGACUAAGGAGAGCACUGAGGCAAUGAGGAGCUAACCAGCCAGUCAAAUGUUAUUUCUUCAAACAAUCAAGUCACUGUUGUACCUUAGCCAUCACACACAAGCACACACAUGUACAGACACUUAUUGGCCAUGAGCCAUUCAGGUUGACAGGUUUUUGAAGUGUAUGUGGUGUGUGGCUGGAGUCCGGAGGGAGUAGGGGAGAAGGGUUUGUGGAAGACCUAACUCAAGUCUGGCUGACAAGAAUUAUUUAUCUUUUGUCAAUAAGACACGACAAUAUGUGAUUUAAUCCUUUUUCUUAUUUCUGCCAUAUGAUCAACAAUAGUUUUUUUGUGACAUGGAGAAGGUGGUAGAGAGGUAACUGCAUGUCUACUUGAUACCUCCCUUUACUGUCCUACACAUUAUGUUUGAACUAAAAGGACAUCGCUUAGAGAUUAGCAGGUUUUUAGUGCCAGAAGCACCAAGCACUAGAAGAUUUCUGUCAGCUUUCUGCAUAAGAGUGCAAAGCUUUGAACAGGUUUACAGAAGUCAGAUGGUAACGGCAGUAGCCCUGGGCAGCACUUCCUACAAGUAUCUGACUACAGGGCUAGCAAAAAAAUGCAGUGUGGGCACAGGGACUGAUGAUUUUCAACUGAAGUGAGAAACUCCACUUUCCGUGGCUUAGAUUAGGUAAGGAUGAAAUGUCUCAGCAAGCCAAUGAGAUCCCAUCAAUGCCUUUUCCAGAGAGUAACAUAAGUGCAUCUCUUAGCGCAUGCAAUCCCCCCUCUAACCUUUUGUUUUUAAUGUGAUGUUAACUCUUGUCAAUUUAGGAUUUCAGCCAGCUUUAUUGCUUAAAUAUUUGGUCUGUGCACAAUUAUUGUGUCUUUUUAUGCAAUCAGACCCCAUUGGAAUAGUGAAAAGGAUCUUUUUUUAAUACUGCGCUGCAUCCAGUUCUGUUUGAUCAUUAGGAGCUGAGGAUUAAACAGUUGUGCAAACAGUGCCAACCCCUAGAUCUGCUGUAAAAAUGAACUACCCCCCCCCCCAAUCUCUCCUAGUGCUUUCCAUGCAAAUUAUUGCUCAGCUGUUCACCCAGAGUAAUAUUGCGCAGCUUUUAGUUGUGUCCCAGUCUUUUUUGUUUUGUUUUUGUUUUUUGUUUUGGUUUUUUUUUAGUUUAUAGGCAGUUAUGAAAUCAAGCAUUUGUGUUAAAAUGAAUGAUGUUAUUAAACAGAAGUACCUAUGGUGACAUUUACAAAAGGGAAAAAUGCCUGCUGGUUGCCUCUGUGCAUGACCUCUUGGCUGGGGAGAUGGUUCUACCUGGCCAAAUGCUGCUUAAUGUCAUUUAUGUCCUUAAUAAAUAAAGGUUUCUUUUGUUUUGAUCCCUCCUGGUUUGUUUGCACAAACCAGUCUGGGUUUCCUCAUCAAAUUAAUGAAAUCUACUAAUUAAGCAAUACAUCCUGAUUAUUUCCUUUCUUGAGGUGAACUUGCUUUUCUCAUGCUUCUGAUUUGUUUUGUAAUGGCAUUAACAGUAUUACUGUGCUCUCUUCUCAUAUUCUAGGAAAGCCUGUCUUUUACUUAAGAAUUGAAAAUUGUGCCUUUUAUUUUCUUAUACCAUUUACAUGUGUUAAUAUUUCUCAUGGUUAACACCUGUGCUGGUAUUGACCCUUUAUGUACAGAACAAGUAAAUAAAAUUUACGUCUACUUCUUUAA